This is a messenger RNA of Didymodactylos carnosus, 732 nucleotides long. NCBI's taxonomy places the organism in Eukaryota, Metazoa, Rotifera, Eurotatoria, Philodinida, Philodinidae. The record is from the annotation of a GenBank genome assembly.
AUGCCAAUAUUACAAUUGUCGUUGGCUGAGUCUUCUUCUUCUUCAACAUCACCUAUCACAAAAGCAUGUUCACUACUAUCAACGAGCACCAGUAAAAAACAAGAAAAAGUUGUAUCACCAGCUCGCCAAAGUGAAUUAGGUCCCUUAUACUCAACACCAUCACGAGAACUGGCAAUAUCUAAAUUGUUUGAUGAUGAGCAAUCGACGAGUGUUGAACAAAUAGUAACAACAAUACCAGCACCAUCGAAUGAAGUGAUGCAACCACAAGCGUCAAACCUAAUCGAUGAUGAAUUAGAUAAUCAAUAUGAAAGCAAUGAAAUUCGAAUCGUUGAUGACGAACUGAAUAAAACUGAUUUUAGAGAAGAAAAAGUAGAUGAAAUUCUAGGUGAAUCAAAAUCGAGAGAUGUUGGGAUAAUCGAAGAAGCAAGAAUCAAUGAAUCUCGAGCAAGUUUACAAGAGCACCAAUCGCCAAUAGCGGCCAUUGUUAAUAGUAAGUGCAACUUCUAUUCUCCUUGCGAAUCCCUUUUUUUGUUCAUUACUAGGGUGAAAUAUUCGAUUCCUCCUUUGAAUUCUGGUGACACUGCUUUGUUGAAGAGAGAGUUUGACAUUGUAUCAUUCUCUUAUUGAGCUCAUGCUCACGUGAACAGAGAAUGACUGUUCACUCCAGUUUCUAUACAGACUCAGUUUUCAUUUUUAGUUCAUCAUAGCGGUACAAAAACAACUUUAGCUUGU